Molecule: messenger RNA, 970 nt
Organism: Mesitornis unicolor (brown roatelo)
Lineage: Eukaryota; Metazoa; Chordata; Aves; Mesitornithiformes; Mesitornithidae
Gene: ABTB1
Product: ankyrin repeat and BTB (POZ) domain containing 1
Exons: 9
Cellular component (GO): ubiquitin ligase complex; cytoplasm
Molecular function (GO): protein binding
Source: RefSeq, a predicted model, not a curated record
AUACCUUCUUGAACAGCGAGAUGUGGAAAUCAAUGUCCGUGAUAAAUGGGACAGUACCCCUCUGUAUUAUGCUUGUCUCUGUGGACAUGAGGAGCUUGUACGCUAUCUUCUAGCCAAUGGGGCAAAAUGCGAGGCAAACACUUUUGAUGGAGAGCGUUGUUUGUACGGAGCUUUGAGUGAUGCCAUCCGCCGCCUGCUGAAGGAGUACAAGCAGAUCACAGCAAAGUGCAUGAAAAGAGACUACUAUGAUGUCUUCCUGCAGCGGUUGCUGGAGCAGGGUUACCAAAGUGACAUUGUUUUCAUUGUUCAUGGCAAAUCCUUCUGUGCCCACCGCUGCAUUCUUGGCGCUCGCAGCGCCUACUUUGCAGAGAUGUUUGAGACCAAAUGGAAGGGGAAGAACAUGAUUGUGCUGAAGCAUCCACUGAUUAAUCCAGCGGCCUUUGGCGCUCUUCUGCAGUAUCUAUACACAGGUCGUCUUGAUAUCGACGUAGAAUACGUAAGUGAUUGCAAGAGGUUAGCCAAGCAGUGCCGGCUGCCCGACCUCAUAGACGAUUUGGAGACCAAAUGUAAAAAAGUCUAUGAAUUUGUCUCUUCCAAGCCAGGGACAUGUGUGAAGGUGCUGACGAUUGAGCCCCCGGGGAACUGCCAGCUGCAGGAAGAUCUGGCUCUGCUAGCAGACUGCGCCCUGCCAGCCGAACUGCGGGUUGGUUUUGGGGAGCUGCCGUUUGACAGCACCGACAACUUCAACACUUGUCCCGACGUGUGUUUCCGGGUGGCAGAUUACAACUUUUUGUGCCAUAAGGCGUUUUUCUGUGGUCGCAGUGAUUAUUUCAAAGCCCUUCUUGAAGACCAUUUCAGCGAGAGUGAGGAGCUGCAGACGCAGCCCAGCAUCCCAGUGGUGACUCUCCACAACAUCUCAGAAGACAUCUUCAUCCGGGUCCUCUACUACAUCUACAGCGACGACACAGAG